Paramisgurnus dabryanus is the source of this 2227-nucleotide messenger RNA. RefSeq names its product solute carrier family 25 member 1a (gene slc25a1a). Gene Ontology annotation, molecular function: citrate secondary active transmembrane transporter activity. Gene Ontology annotation, biological process: mitochondrial citrate transmembrane transport. NCBI's taxonomy places the organism in Eukaryota, Metazoa, Chordata, Actinopteri, Cypriniformes, Cobitidae. The record is from RefSeq and is a predicted model, not a curated record. Gene Ontology annotation, cellular component: mitochondrion.
GUACAUCACAAUAACAACAUCAAAAAAUUAUCAAUAUUUAUUUUUUAUAAAGCAAAUGACUUUAUGGACCUAAUUAAUAUUAUAUAAGAAGCGUAGCUUAAUAAAUUAAGCAAUGUAUGUAAGCGACCAAUAGUUGGGCUCGUUUUCUGACUGUAUAUUAAUAUUAAUGAGCUCCACAGGGCUACGCCCCACAGUGGUCUGUGUGCGAUUGUGUUGGCUCCGUCCUAUGGGCAGACGUGUCGUCAUAACGUGCUGGUCGCGUGGUUAAAAUCAGCUUUAUUUACGGUUAAAAUAUCGUUAGGAUAUGUCGUCUUUGUACAAACCGUUCUCGGUUUCGGAGGGGCCGUGUAAAGAUGCGCGAGGAUGCACGACGCAACGACAGCAUCCGUUGACCCGGUUUCCCUCAGCGGGUUGUUUUGGGUCUGGCGGUGGAUCGACGGGCUCAUUCACCCCGAUUCCCAACCUUUAUCCAGGCCACAGGAAUUUAGCUGCCGCUGCGAUCGGAGGGAGAAAAAUCACCCAUCCGUGGAAAGCCAUUCUCGCAGGGGGCAUUGCAGGAGGCAUUGAGAUUUGCAUCACUUUCCCAACAGAGUAUGUGAAGACCCAGCUACAGCUGGACGAAAGAGCAAACCCCCCACGCUACAGAGGCAUAGGAGACUGUGUUAAGCUGACGGUACAAGAUCAUGGGUUCAGAGGCCUGUACAGAGGUCUUAGCUCUUUGCUGUACGGAUCCAUCCCGAAAUCAGCAGUUCGGUUUGGAACAUUUGAACUACUUAGUAACCCGAUGAGAGAUGCCACGGGUCGCCUUGACAACAAAGGAAGUUUGCUUUGCGGUCUAGGAGCGGGUAUCGCAGAGGCGGUUUUGGUGGUCUGUCCAAUGGAGACGGUCAAGGUGAAGUUCAUUCAUGACCAGUGCUCUUUGAGGCCACGCUACCGAGGGUUCUUUCAUGGUGUAAGAGAAAUCAUCAGAGAUCAAGGUCUUCGAGGGACAUAUCAAGGACUGACCGCAACACUUUUAAAACAGGGUAGCAACCAGGCAAUUCGCUUUUAUGUUAUGAACUUGCUGCGCAACUGGUACAAAGGCGAUGACCCGAGUCGUGACAUGCACCCGCUGGUUACAGCAAUGUUCGGUGCGACAGCUGGGGCGGCGAGCGUUUUCGGAAACACACCACUUGAUGUUGUGAAAACCAGGAUGCAGGGUUUGGAGGCCCAUCGCUACAAGAGCACAAUGGACUGCGCUUUUCAGAUUCUGAAGAACGAAGGCCCACAGGCGUUCUACAAAGGCACGGUCCCGCGACUAGGUCGGGUGUGUCUAGACGUUGCCAUAGUCUUUGUUCUCUACGAAGAGGUUGUAAAGCUACUGAACAAUGUCUGGAGAACAGACUGAACACAAACUAGAGCAAUGACUGAGACUAUCCAAACACAGUUGGCCAUGUCAAUCAACUUAUAAACGCCCAGACUUCAACUGUGACCUGUGGCUCAGAUGAACGGAUUAAACUAGCCAUCUGUGUCUGUAUAGUUUAGGAGAUGAAAAGUAUGACGGGCAGCAAGCUGUAGCUUAUUUAUUGUGAUGCACAAAACCAUUUUUUGGUAAGUACAAGGACGAAAGCGUGUUUUAAUUUGCACUUUUAGAAAAUAAUCUAAGUGUCUUCUCAUCACCAUGCUUUUAUAAAGAUCGUCCUGGGACGAUCAGCUUAUGUGGCACAAUAAACCUAGUAGCACAGCACAGUAAAAUGAACAAAGAAAUAGCAAUGUGAUUUAACAUUAGUUUACAUGUAAAGCGCUCGGAGUUACACAUAAUUGCAGAAAAAGGUGUAAAUGUUUUAUUUUUUUUUAACAAAUUUUCACAUACAGCUCAUAUGUGGUUAACUUGCAUGUGCGAGCGUCAUUGUGACAAGCAGAUCAUUAUCACUCAGUCACGCCAGUCAUGUGAGGACUAUGGUGGUUUUGCUCUAUAUUGCUGUGUGUUAUCUUGCAAUGUAACUCUCAAGCUGUUUGUGUUUUAUUCAAGAUGUGAAUGGCAGCUGUUUUUAUUUGUUUUUACUGAGCUAUGUUGUCAAUCCAUGUGUCGGCAAAGGUUGCCAGAUGUACCAAAGCUACUUGUACCAGCUAUGCUACUGUUGUGCUUAUGUCGGAGAUGCUUAACCCCAAGGCUUUUUCAAAACAAUGCUCAAAUAGAUUGUGAAACACUUCACAAUAACUCAAUAAACUGAAUAGGUAACAUUCA